AGUAGAACAUAACAAUGGAAGUCAGAGGAGUCUCUUCUCAUCAUUUGAUUUGUUUCCUCUUCGUCUUUGUAUUCCUUGAAGUCUCUAUUUUCGCUCAUGGACGCCUUCUCCUCGAAGGGAAACCCGACCCUGAUAAUGCUGUUGCUACUGCUCGGUGGCUAGUCUCUCAGAAUUAUUGGGGGGUCUUGAGUACCAUUUCAAAUGAUAUGGGAGGAGCUCCAUUUGGGAAUGUGGUAUCUUUUAGUGAUGGAUUGCCUGAUCAAGGUCGUGGUAUACCCUACUUUUAUUUGACAACUCUUGAUCCAACUGCCAGAAAUGCAUUGAAAGAUCAGAGGUCUUCAUUGACAAUUAGUGAGUAUCCUAUUGGAACUUGUGGCACGACGGACCCUGAGAACCCCACAUGUGCAAAAUUAACCCUUACAGGAAAGUUGAAGUUGGUACACAGAGACUCUAGUGAAGCUGAAUUUGCUGAACAUGCCUUGUUCUCAAAGCAUGCUGAGAUGAAGGACUGGCCGAAGGAUCAUAACUUUGAGUUCUACAGACUGGAAAUUGAAGACUUAUUUUUGAUCGACUGGUUUGGUGGUCCUAAACCUCUCACUGUGGACAAGUAUCUGCAUCCCCCAAUUGUCUACAGGAUCCAACUGGCCUCCGUGGUGUGAAUAUCUAUCCGAUGCAAAUCCUUUGAAUGUUUAUAUUGUUCAAUGUCAAAUGUCAUUUGUAUAAUUUAAUCCUGUCGUCUUGUAUAUUCAAUGGCAAAUGCCAUGUAUAUCAUGUAAUUCAGUCAUCAUAAAAUAAAUAAAUGAACUAUUCUUCUGUAUAUUUUAGUUCAUAUUAAUUACUUUUAUUAACUACAUUUCCACCUUUGACCUAGUGUUUAUUCACAAAAAGAUAGACUGGACAUUGAAUUCACAC
Messenger RNA from Telopea speciosissima, 912 nucleotides. Its product is annotated as protein CREG1. NCBI's taxonomy places the organism in Eukaryota, Viridiplantae, Streptophyta, Magnoliopsida, Proteales, Proteaceae. The transcript is spliced from 6 exons. The record is from RefSeq and is a predicted model, not a curated record. The coding region runs from base 15 to 659 and encodes 214 amino acids.